UUUUUAAAAGGUAAAUUUUAUUUUUAAUUUAAAUAAUUUUCUUAAUUAUAGAGGAGAUAUUUCAUUUCUUUUUAGACCCUGUUUUUCCAGCCAAUGCAAUGGUAAAAAGACAGAUUAAGAAAGAAAUUAAAGAAGAACCUGAUUUUUCUCCUUAUAAUUUAGCCAGUCUUAAGAAAAUGGAUGUGAAGGAUAAGAUAGCAUAUGUGGUUGAUCUGCAGCAAGAGAAGGUCUUGAUUGGAGAUCACAAUAUGGCUUCUAAAGUAAUAAUAAAACAAGAAGUUCUUGGAGAUGAAGACAUAGUUGAAGACAGUAUUCUUGAUGGAGAAUUUAUUUCUAGCGACAACAUUGAUUAUACAAUUGUCAAGCAAGAGGAAGAACUAGAUUUAGAAGAGUCUCCAGUGGAUCAUGGUUUACAAUCGAAGCAAGGAUAUGUAGAACUAGUUACUAAACCUCCUAUUGUUAAUAGAGUGAUAUCUCUUGUCGAAGAUAUAUCACCUCCAAAUAAAGAACUGAAGGACUCUGUUGAUAACACUGCUCAAAUCACUAAUACUGAUCCUCCAAAUGAAGAAGUGAAUGAGAAGGACGCAGUUGAUGAAAGUACUGAAAGCACCAAUACUGGAUCUACUCGGAAAAAAGCGAAAAUUCAUCAGUGUCCUCAGUGUCAUUACAAAACUGUAAGAUCUGAUCAUGUAAAACGGCAUCUGAGGGCUGUCCAUCUUAAAGAUAAACCACACAAAUGCUCAAAAUGUCGCUAUCAAACUUCAGAGGCUAAUUCACUAAAAAGGCAUAUGAUUUCAAAACAUUCACUCGAGAAUAAAAAUGUGAUUAAAAAAUGUGAGACUAAAACUGUAAGUAAGCAGGAUAUAAGUAGACCAAUAGAAAGGGAGCACCAGAAGAACAAUAUGCAUUAUUGUUCAGAAUGUGGAUACAAGACUGAAAGGUUUGAGGAUCUGGAAAAACAUACGGCGGUUCAUCAUACCAAAGCGAAAGCUGAUGUGCACAAAUGCCUUGAUUGUUCUUAUAUUGCUCAAACUGAACAGGAGUUAAAAAAUCACAUUACAGUUCUCCAUAAACUCCAGCAAUGUUCACUCUGCGAAUACCAUACCACCAAUCUUCGUGAGAUGAAUAAGCACAUCAGGUCUGUCCAUGCUAAAGAUAAACCUUAUAAAUGUUCACAAUGUAGCUAUCGAGCUGCGGAGCCGAGUAAGUUGAAAAGACAUAUAAUGGCAAAGCAUCCUCUUGAGAAGCCGUACCAUUGUCCGGACUGCGAUUAUAAAACAGCAAGUGAGCGUGAUAUAAAAAGACAUAGUGAGACACAGCAUCCUCAUCUGUGUGGACAAUGUGAUUUCAAAACACCAAAUUAUCAGGAUUUAGAAAAACAUAUUGCCACGUUUCACGCAGAAUCCGAAGUGGAAUCUGAUUGUUCAGAAGAUAGUGAGCAUGGAGCUGGUAGUGUUCAUCAAAUGGAGAAGCGUUCUUCAACUGCCAACCAACCAAAAGCCAAAUCACAUGAGUGUUCACAGUGUGAUUAUAAAACAUUGAUUCUUGAAGAAUUAAAUCGCCACAUCAAGAGUAAUCAUAUGAAAGAAAAGUCUUUUCGUUGUUCAUUUUGCGAGUUUUCAGCUGUUGAAGCAAUUAGUUUGAAGAUGCAUAUGAUAGCCAAACAUCCGAAGGAGAAAUCUAGCAACUGCCCCGAUUGUCAUUUUAAGACAGAAAAUAAACGAACAUUGGAAAGACAUAUUAAAAGUGCUCAUUCUAAAAUAAAAGAAUGUUUCGAUUCUGAGAGUAGUAUUGAACAACUACAGGAGUCGAAAAAACUUUCAGUGAGCAGUACGAGCAUAACUGACCCUGAGUUAAGUAGGCUUAUUGGUGAUCAAUAUCUUCAUGAAUGUUCCGUCUGCGAUUUUAAAACUACCAACUCUAUUCACUUAAAUAGGCAUAUCAAGGCAAUCCAUGCUAAAGAGAAGCCUUACCAAUGUUCUCAAUGUGGAUUCAGUGCGGCGGAAGCAAUAAUCUUAAAAAGGCAUGUGAUGUCUAAGCAUCCAAAACAGAAAACCUAUCAAUGUCCUGAUUGUAGUUAUGAAACUACCAGCGUGCAUGAAAUGAAUAAGCAUACAACUACAAUCCAUCCCAGUGAUCUUGAGAUUAACUUGGCAUUUUCAAAUAGUGAUCAGCUGCAAGAAAAACCUCAUCAGUGUUCAAAAUGUGAUUACAGAGCAUCAUCUUAUAACGAGAUAGAAAAUCAUACAAAAAUCCAUCACUCGUGUGAUAAAACUUUAAAUAUUGUUGAUGCGGAACAAUGUAUUAGUAAUAAACAUAAGAAAGUGAAAAUUAACCAAUGUACUCAUUGUGAGUAUAAAACUGCUCAUAAUUAUCAUUUAUUAAGACACAUUAGGAUGGUUCACCAAAAAGGAAAAGCAUUGAAAUGUCUGGAGUGUGAAUUCACUGCUGCGGAUGCAGUUAAUUUAAAGAAGCAUAUGUUAGCAAAACAUUUUCCAGAGAAACCGUUUCGUUGCUCAGACUGUGAUUUUAAUACUACUAGUGAGCGCAGUAUGAAGAUUCACACGGAGAACCAACACCCAGCUGACGACAAACCUUCACGAUAUAAAAAAUGUAAGUACAAAUCAUCUAGUCACUCGGACUUGAAAGAACGUCUGAUUGCUUUUCAUAGUGAUAAGAAGGUACAUCAUUGUGAAGAUUGUGAAUUUGUAACAGAUAGUGCUCGUGAAUUCGAAAAGCACACCAAAAAUUUACACUUCAAAGAAAAGCUCAACUGUUCUCAGUGUGAAUAUAGUUCAGCAAAUCGCAAUGAUUUAGACAAACAUGUUCUUUCUCUUCAUAAAAACUGUCUAAAAGUAAAAAUUACGAAAAAGAAAAUUUACAAUAUUAAAAAACCUGUUUCUAAAUUAAGAUCUUCAUCAGACAUACAAAAAGAAGGUUUAGCUAUAAAUGUUAAAGGAAAAAAAACUUUGAAUGGGCUGAAGUCAAAAGCGAAGAGCUACAAGUGUGGCCAUUGUGAUUACUGUAGUGAAUAUAGCCGUAAUUUGAGAAGGCAUGUGAUGGGAGUUCAUAAGAAAGAAAAACCUUUUAAUUGUCCUAUGUGCAGUUUCAGUUCUCUUGAUCUUCCUCAGUUGAAGAAUCAUGUACUGGUUAAACAUUUAUGAAGAAAUCUCUUAAAAAUCUCUGUUAAAACUUGAAAGAGGUAGUAUUUAGCUAAGGAAAUAGCUAACGCUAAUAUAAUAGCUGUUAAUUGAUUUUCAAAUCAAUACAGUCUAUGCAGAUUGUUUUUAAAUCUGCAUCAAAAAGUCUGACAGCUUUUUGUGAAACUUGUAAUGUGCCAUGUACUACGGCUUUAGAUGGCCAUUAUAUUAUAAUUUGAAUUCGUGAGAAUGUUACUCUUUGUUAACGAAUGCCAGAGUUAUACAUACAGUAUUGGUGUAGACUGUAGAAGUCAGGAUCCUUGUAUCUAUUACCAUCACCGAUGAGUAAGUGUUGAAGAUGGUAUUUUAAUCGUCUAGUUUGAUGGAGAGUAGGAAGCAAGGCUUUUGAUAAAAUUGACAUGUGAAGACACAAAAGUGGGCCAAAAUGUAAACCUCAAAGUGGUGGCAAAGAAAGAAAAGACAUGCCAUUUUCCUUUUAUUCUUGUUGGACAAAAGAAGUAUGGAUAGUGUUGCAAGGUUUCGCAUAUUACCUACCUGUCUCGAGCUAUUGCUGUGACUGUUUUUGUUGCUUUCCCACGUCAUUGGAAAAUAAUUUUAACAAAUAUUUUAAAAAAUAACCAAAUUGAUCCAAUAUUUCUGUCACAGCUGCUUUCUAAACAUUACCAGAGAAUUAUUUGUCUUAUUUUUUAUUUUUAUUUUUAAAUUUUACGUUGGGAAUUUUGAAAUCUAUAUAUUCUCAACCUCAAUUUGCUCAGAAG
Molecule: messenger RNA, 3919 nt
Organism: Nezara viridula (southern green stink bug)
Lineage: Eukaryota; Metazoa; Arthropoda; Insecta; Hemiptera; Pentatomidae
Source: the annotation of a GenBank genome assembly